Messenger RNA from Aspergillus sclerotioniger CBS 115572, 1488 nucleotides. RefSeq names its product MFS general substrate transporter. Bases 1 to 1488 code for a protein of 495 amino acids. Gene Ontology annotation, biological process: transmembrane transport. The transcript is spliced from 7 exons. Gene Ontology annotation, cellular component: membrane. Gene Ontology annotation, molecular function: transmembrane transporter activity. NCBI's taxonomy places the organism in Eukaryota, Fungi, Ascomycota, Eurotiomycetes, Eurotiales, Aspergillaceae. The record is from RefSeq and is a predicted model, not a curated record.
AUGAGGGACGGUCAUACAGAUGAUACUCUAUCUGUUGUCAGCCGGGUGGUGACUGCGGAAGCUCAACAGCAGAGACUGGGGAUUCCCGAGCCUGCACCCCCUGAUCUGAGCCAGGCCAAACAGUACACAAUCACCUGUCUGAUCUUGAUAUGUAAUUUUAUACAGUUUCUGUCUAUGUUUUCUACCGUGGCAGGAGGAUUCGCAUUCAACGCCAAACUUGGUCAUGAAGCCAAACCAGGACAAGCAAACUGGAUGGCUGCGGCAUACUCACUUCCUCAAAGUGCCUUCGUCCUCAUUACCGGUCGUCUUGGAGCAAUCUACGGUCACCAAAGAUUACUACUACUUGGCUCUUUUACCAUUACAAUCUUCUCUCUGUGCAACGCUUUCUGCAACACCUACGUUUCAUUCGUGGCGGCUCGCGCUCUCACUGGAAUAGGAGGUGGCAUUAUCAUGCCCAAUGCCGUUGCUACCCUCACCAUUAUGGUCCCUCCUGGAAAGGCUCGCAAUAUCACAUUGGCCAUCUUUACAGCUACACCGCCAGUGGGUGCACUGGUCGGCGCAUUGCUGGUUGGGGCCUUUCUUCAAUACGCGGAGUGGAAAUGGCAUUUUAUUCUCAUCGCGUGCCUCGGAGUCCCAGUGUUGGCGGGCUUGUUCUUCGUUCUGCCUCACGAAGAACCAGUGGAUAAAGGUGGCAAGGCUGACCUAAUUGGGGCUUUUCUCGGCCUUAGUGGGCUCUUAUUGUUCAACAUAGCCUGGAAUCAAGCUCCUUCCGGUGGAUGGCAGACCCCAUAUAUCAUAGUGAUCCUGAUCCUAUCAAGCAGAUUUGCAGAUGAGCCCAUCAUGCCUCUGGCCGUUUUCAUAGCACCCAGCUUCAACGCCCUCAUUUUCGUCGUUCUUUUUAUCUACAUGUCCGUUGGGAUUUCGCUUUGGUACAUGGUCGCCUGGCAACAGCUCAUUCGAGGUUGGACUGUCUUGCAUGUUGCAAUCGGCUGGAUCCCUUACGGAAUUGGCGCUUCGAUAGCUGUUACGCUUGCUGCAUGGUUAAUUACUGUUCUGGAGGCACAGUAUAUCCUGAGCCUUGGAUGCCUCACGUCGAUCGUCGCAUGUGUCCUGUUAGCGACCAUGCCAGAACAGCAGAUCUACUGGGCGCAGGUCUUCCCUGCGACCGUCAUUGGCAGUCUCUGUCCCGAUUUCGUCUAUGUCGCUGCACAAAUUAUUGCCAGUAACAGUGUUGGAAAGCGAGAGCAAGGUAUUGCGAGCAGUCUGAUAGGGACCCUUAACCUCUAUGGGAAUAGCUUGGGGUUGGGGUUUGAUGGCACUAUCGAGGUCCAGAUUGCGAAUAGUACGAAUAGUGAGGCCACGGGAAUCCGCGCUGGGCUGUGGUUUGGGGCUGCCUUGGGGAUAACGGCUCCACUUAUUGACCUGGAAUUUGUGAGGAUGAACAAGAAUGAUAGAUGCAAUAGUAAUGAGCAAUGCCAUUGCCAUUAG